AUAAGGGAGUUGAAAAUUUGGAGUUGUUGGGUGGUUUGGUCGGGAGUUGAGAAAGAGCAGAGGAAGUGAAAGAGCUCAAGCCUCAAAUCUAAAAGAAUCUACACAGUAAACAUCACCGUCUCUUCCUUCACUCUUUAACUGUGUGUGGUAAAUGUUAAUUGUUCCGGUGCGGUGACGAAUUUCCCGAUUUCCUUUGCGUGUGAGAAAAGAAACACAAAAACCACAAGCUCAGGAAGACUUUCUAUUUCUCCGUGUGUGUGUGAGGAUGUGGCGGGGGAGGUGUCAUCCUGCUCAGGCCGUCUUGUUUGUGUUUGUGUUUGUGAUUGCCGUGGCAGCGGCUGCCGACGAUGUUAAACGUGAUGACGUCAGGGCUCCCAAGUCUCAAUCCUGCGAUAAUCCCUUCCAGCUGGUGAAGGUGAAGAACUGGGUUGAUGGCGAGGAAGGUCGGGUCUACAAUGGAGUUACAGCUAGAUUUGGCUCUUCGCUGCCUGAGAGCGCUGAAAAUAGUGAUCCAGCCCCCGCCAUUCUCCCUUAUCCUAUCGACUGCUGUUCUGCUUCCACUUCCAAGUUAUCUGGUUCGGUUGCUCUCUGUGUGCGUGGUGGUUGUGACUUCACCACUAAAGCUGCAUUUGUGCAGUCGGGAGGUGCUACUGCCAUGUUGGUGAUAAAUGAUGCCGAAGAUCUCUUUGAGAUGGUCUGCUCCAAUAGCACCGAGGUAAGCAUCUCAAUCCCAGUUGUCAUGAUAACAAAGUCAGCGGGAGAAGCUCUCAACAAAUCCUUGACUUCUGGAAGCCGAGUGGAAAUUCUGUUAUAUGCUCCCCCUCGCCCACUUGUAGACUUCUCAGUCACAUUUUUGUGGUUGAUGUCUGUUGGCACAAUUGUAUGUGGUUCACUUUGGUCAGACCUAACUGCUCCUAAUCAGUCUGAUGAACGCUAUAAUGAAUUGUGUCCCAAGGAAUCUUCAAAUGGUGAAACAGCAAAAGCUGAUUCUGAUAAGGAAAUUGUGAACAUCGAUACAAAGGGUGCUAUCAUUUUUGUCAUAACAGCAUCAACUUUUCUUGUGCUGUUAUUCUUCUUCAUGUCAUCUUGGUUUAUCUGGGUGCUGAUUGUAUUUUUCUGUAUUGGUGGCAUUGAGGGGAUGCACAGUUGUAUUGUAAGCCUCUCUUUAAGAAAAUGUCAAAGUUGCGGUCAGAAGACAGUGAAUUUACCUCUGUUUGGGGAGGUCUCUAUUUUCUCACUUGUAGUGUUAUUAUUUUCUGUGGCAUUUGCGAUUUUCUGGGCUGCUACUCGACAGCAAUCAUAUUCAUGGAUUGGCCAAGAUAUUCUUGGCAUCUGCUUGAUGAUAACAGUCUUGCAGUUGGCUAGACUACCUAAUAUUAAGGUUGCAACUGUACUCUUAUGUUGUGCGUUUGUCUAUGACGUCUUUUGGGUGUUCAUAUCUCCAUUGAUAUUCCAUGAGAGUGUUAUGAUAACGGUUGCUCGAGGUGACGGGGCUGGUGGGGAAGCGAUUCCAAUGCUUUUGAGAUUUCCUCGUCUUGUUGAUCCCUGGGGUGGUUAUGACAUGAUUGGAUUUGGAGAUAUUCUCUUUCCUGGUUUGCUUGCUUCCUUUGCCCAUAGAUUUGACAAAGAUAAGAAGAAGGGAGCAUUAAGUGGAUAUUUUCUUUGGUUGAUAAUUGGCUAUGGCGUGGGCCUCAUAUUCACAUAUUUGGGGCUUUAUCUGAUGAACGGACAUGGACAGCCAGCACUUCUCUACCUCGUUCCCUGUACAUUAGGUGUGACCAUUGUAUUGGGAUAUGUAAGAGGUGAGCUAAGGGGCCUUUGGAAUUAUGGGACAGACUUAUCGUCUUCCUUAGAGCCUUCUGAGGUUUAAGAUAUAUCACACACUGUUGAAUGAAUGCAGUAAGGGAAGGAAACGACCUACUCUUUAUCUUUUGUAUUAAUGGAUGAAUGAUUAAUGGAUCUUCGUUUUGCUGCUACACAGUUCUUGUAUACAUAAGCAAUACGCAGAAAGAAACGUACCUAGGAAAAAGUUUACCGUCA
Molecule: messenger RNA, 2040 nt
Organism: Arachis ipaensis
Lineage: Eukaryota; Viridiplantae; Streptophyta; Magnoliopsida; Fabales; Fabaceae
Source: RefSeq, a predicted model, not a curated record